AUGAACUCUUCCAGCAAGCUUGACAAUGAUGAAGAUGUCCAGAGUGUCAACAUCACUACAUAUAGAGGGAUCAUCGAUUCCUUGCUAUACUUAAUAACUAGCCAACCAGACAUCAUGUUUGAUGUCGGCAUCUACGGAAGAUUUCAGGCUAACCUUAAACAAUCUCACUAUGUUGUUGCUAAGCGCAUCAUGAAGUAUUUAAAGGGAACUCAAUAUGUGGAACUAUGGUAUCCGAAAGAUUCCAGAUUCAAUUUAAUCAUAAAUACUGAUGUAGAUUAUGCAGUCUGCAAGAUUGACCGGAAGAGCACCAAUGGAACUUGCCAGUUCCUUGCUAAUCGACUUCUAUCUUGGUUCAGAAAGAAGCAGACGUCCAUUGUCACGUCUACAUCAGAGGCUGAGUGCCUUUCUAUAGGUAGUUGA
Molecule: messenger RNA, 420 nt
Organism: Impatiens glandulifera
Lineage: Eukaryota; Viridiplantae; Streptophyta; Magnoliopsida; Ericales; Balsaminaceae
Exons: 1
Coding region: 1-420 (139 amino acids)
Source: RefSeq, a predicted model, not a curated record